AUGGCUAUGGACUAUUCGGAGCCUGCGGCUGAAAGUACAGAGCUGAGAAGAUCAGGAUCAACAUCUUCGUCGAAUUACAGCAAUCUCAACGCGAACUUACAUGCUCGAGUGAAAGCGUUCCAGGAACAGCGACAAUUGAAGCGAAAUGGCAGUGUAGGCUCAGUUGGACGUGGAUCGAACGGAUCUGUGUCAGGAAGAGCACCAGAGCUAGCACCAGCGACGGAAAAUUCUGCUCCUAAGACCGCUGCUUGUGCUGGUGUAAAUUCUAGGAGCAUGAAUGUAUGCCAUGGCUCUCAAAAAAGUGCUGAAAGUGUAGUGAAAAGCCCUGAGCCCGAAAACAUCGCGAAGAUCGUCAACAAGCCUCUGCCUCCGCUGCCCCCGAGCAAGGAGAGCGGGCACGUGCUGAGUCCGAUUCGAAGAGCUCCCAGACCUCCUGCUAUGGGGGCAGGAGCGUCGGGUGUUCCAAGAGCUCUCCACAUUGGAGCUAACGGCUCUGCCACCAAAGCGGGUUCUCCGGCAGCUGCAUCUCCUAUGGGCGCUAUGAAGGCGAAACCCAGUCUGAGCGCUAGACGUGGUCUGAAAUUGCCCGCAGGCGGGAUGUCACUCAAAAUGAAGGCCCCCGUUACUCCAGUGGCAGGUGCGGUUGCACAGGAGUUUGCAGCUGCUCCAUCAAACCGUGCCCCUGGAAAACCAACGACCAGCAGGAGCAAUCCUGGCUCUCUUAUCAAUGGUGUGCCAACGACUUCCACAUCGUCAGGCCAACAACGCGACACUGAGGGUACCACUCCACAGCAACAAGUGCAGCAGCAACAAAGUCGGAGUGGGUCAAAUGGACUGUUUACCAACUUUUCCAAAUAUGUUGAUAUAAAGUCCGGGUCGCUCAAUUUCGCAGGCAAGUUAUCGCUAAGUUCGCAAGGUGUUGACUUCAGCAACGGGUCCAGUUUCCGCAUAACCUUGGAUGAGCUCGAAUUUUUGGGGGAGCUAGGACACGGAAACUAUGGUAAUGUCUCUAAGGUUCUGCACAAGCCCACAAACGUCAUAAUGGCCAUGAAGGAAGUACGGUUGGAAUUAGACGAGUCAAAAUUCACACAAAUUUUGAUGGAACUAGAGGUACUGCACAAGUGCCAAAGUCCUUAUAUCGUGGAUUUCUACGGUGCUUUCUUCAUAGAGGGUGCUGUCUACAUGUGCAUCGAGUAUAUGGACGGUGGUUCCCUGGACAAAAUUUAUGAUGAUGGGACCCUUGGGGGCAUAGAUGAGCCACAGCUGGCUUGUAUUACCAACGCCAUAAUUCACGGACUCAAGGAGCUCAAGGACGUGCACAACAUUAUACAUCGAGACGUGAAACCAACCAAUCUACUUUGCUCAGCCGCUCAAGGAACUGUGAAGCUUUGUGAUUUUGGUGUGUCGGGAAAUUUGGUAGCAUCAUUGGCCAAAACAAAUAUUGGCUGUCAGUCUUACAUGGCUCCUGAACGUAUCAAAUCUUUCAACCCCGACAAAUCCACAUAUUCCGUGCAGUCAGAUGUUUGGUCUUUAGGGCUCAGCAUCCUUGAGAUGGCGAUUGGUGCAUACCCAUAUCCCGUUGAAACUUUCGAUAACAUAUUUUCCCAGCUCAGUGCCAUCGUGGACUCACCUCCUCCCAAAUUACCGCAAGGUAGAUUCAGUUCCUUAGCUCAAGACUUUGUGAACAUGUGCUUGCAGAAGAUUCCUGAAAGGAGACCCACGUAUGCUGCGCUAUUAGAGCAUCCGUGGCUAAAAACUUAUUGCGACACUGACGUUAGCAUGAGUGAAUAUAUUAGCACGCGGCUACAGAAGAAAUGGCAAGCUACUGAGGUUGAUGGUGUAAGCGAUGCGACGGAUACUGGUGCCAUCCCAGCUCUUCAUAAAGGAGGCCUAUAA
Molecule: messenger RNA, 1896 nt
Organism: Lachancea meyersii CBS 8951
Lineage: Eukaryota; Fungi; Ascomycota; Saccharomycetes; Saccharomycetales; Saccharomycetaceae
Source: the annotation of a GenBank genome assembly